Molecule: messenger RNA, 850 nt
Organism: Acanthoscelides obtectus
Lineage: Eukaryota; Metazoa; Arthropoda; Insecta; Coleoptera; Chrysomelidae
Source: the annotation of a GenBank genome assembly
AUGUAUACAUUUACCUUAUCUGGUAGAGAGUCUGUGUUACCAGCUAAAAUCUAUCCACCUAUAGUACUCGACAAUAGUAAAACGUACCCUUUAGGACUUAUUGAUUUUUUAACUUUCAGCACAAUACCCAACAUAGAUAUAACAAAUAAUAAGUUUCAUAUUGAUGAUGAGGUUGUAACAGUACCUGAAGGUAGUUAUGAAAUUAAAGACAUUAUAGAAUUUAUUAAAGAGAGAAUCAAACCACGAGUAGGUGAACAAAAUAAAAAAAGGAGGAUGUCCCCACCACAACAACAACAACAACAACCACAACAAAAACGAUCUCUAAGUUCAAAUGCAAUUGUCAAAGAUGAUAAACAGCCUGACAUACAACUCCAUAUGCGAAAUAAUUUAAAUACGUUACGAGAAUCGGUGGCAAAGCAUGCAAUGGGACAAACGCUAUCAGAUCAGCAACAACAACAACAACAACAACAACAAUACGAAAAAGUGGAGCUGUAUUGCGACGAAGAACUGCCCAAGUCUUAAAUACCAACAACAACAACGACAAAGGACGAGAAAGGAUGUCUGAGCGGCGAGAGAGCGGAUGGAUUUCUGGCAAAUCUUUUUAUUCGAGCAAAGGACCCCAAAGAAAGACAAGUUGGACAUACGUUGUAGCACACGUCAUCGAGGUGACCAGAUGUGGUGUAUGUGGAAACAUUAUACGUGAACGACCAACGACCGCCGUAAAUGGCUGGAAACCACAUAAUGUAUUUGUCAGAUUUUGUCCUGUAUGCUUUCAAGCGAGACCCGACAUCCAAGAAAAAAGAACAUAUUGGGUAAAACAUGAAACAAUAAAUACGUUUUCAAAAAGAUA